AUGAGCAUGAGAGUUGCAAGCAACAGCAUUACAGGCAGCUUGCAAAACAUGAGCGGGAGCGAGGUCAAUGAAGCAGACCACCGCCUACUUGCGCAUCCGAAGUUUAAGAAGUGCACCGAGGCCUGCGACAAGAAAGAUAAGGAGAACUUCGAGGGUGGCGGUGCACGGCGCUACUUCGAACCGCCUGCCUUUCUGGUCCCCAUGGCGGAGCCUUCGGACGAGGUGCCCAAGCCCAGUGGCCCGACCACCGCGGCGCGCACCGUGCCGGCGCAGACCUACCGCAGGCCACGAGCCAAGGGCAAACCCAAAAAUGCCGAAGCCACUGAUUGGCUGGGCGACGCGCCCUUUGCCGGGGAGGAGGUUUUGAAACACCUCGAGACCACGGAUAACGGUGGGCCUGGUAAAAGCGCCGUGAUGUACUCGCACUUCUGGAUGCUGCGCCGGGUACAGCGCGGCUACGCCUGCUUCGACGCCUAUGCGCGCAUUGCCUUGGCAGUAGCGGCACAGCAGAUGCUGCUGGUGUGCGCUUACUACUCCCUGGGCCAUUUCAUGUCGAAGAUGGACAAAUGGCCCACGCGUGCGCAGAACCCGGGAGCCGCCUGGUUGUCGCUGGCCGCCACCGUCUUCGCAUCCACCACGCUCUUCAAAUUGGAUUUGUUCUGCGGCUGGCGCUAUCGCUAUUUGAUGAUGUUGAAUUUGAUGCUGCCCCCCUUGCUGGCAGGGCUGGCUAUCCAUUUGGGAGCUGCGCGGACCAACCACGGAAAGGGAGGCAUCCGCCCCUGCGACCAAGCCAUACCGGCCUGGCUCCCCUGGUUGCUGGCCAUUGCGGCCUGCACGGGGCACAUGUGCUGGAACAUUCUCAUCCAGCGCGUGGCUGCACCCUUGGUGGACGGUUCCAGUGGUUUGCCGCUCUCCUUCCGUUCGACGAUCUACCUGGACGUCUUCGGAUGGCACUCGCGGCAUUUCUCCGCCGCCGCUGUGGUGAACGCCGUGGACGGGGCGCAUCACUGGGAAAACGCCGAGAAGAUGCUCUACGACGCCAUGGACAAGCAACGUCCGGACAACAAGUACGUGGUCCUGGCCCACCAAGAUGCGAAGCGCAUCAGUAAGAACUUGGCGCGGGUGACGCAGCCAGAGGUGGCGUGCCACCUCACAAGGGAGGAGCAAGAUGACUUGCAGCACCUGAAAUUGACUGUGGAGGAUUACAUCCAUGAACUGGAGAGUCAGAUGUCUCUCCCCGUCCGCGAGGACCUAAAAUCGGGCGCGCCAUGCUGGUUCCAAUGCAGCUCAGCGCCGAAACCGGGGACCCGGGGACGCGGGGGAUUUUGGCUCAGCACUCGUUUCUUUCGUGCUGCUCCGUUGCUUCAUCCAAUGGCUGGCUUGGUGCCCUUGAGAAACCCGGCAUUGGAUGCGGGUGAGAUCGAAAUGAAUGUCCGAUUUCUGGACCCUGGCUUGGCAAUGGCCGUUGGCCCGGAUCGCAUUUCAACCCACUCUAUGGGGGAUUCAGUGCGCACUUUGGCGCAGUCUGCAGAGUGGCACGGGUGCGGACCUCCGGCCAGAUUGGCUUCACUUUUACUGGUAUGCCGCAACGGAGAAGAGCCUUUGACUUCUCGUCCAGCUGAGGUUCCUGUUGAUUUCAUGCCUUUGCCCGACCGACCACAGCCAUCCGAAGAUCAGCUUCGCAAGGUUCAUCAUCAUGUGGAGUCCUUAGUUCUGAAGGCUACGGACAUGCUGGAAGGCAUUGGCUUCAACAACCGUGAUGCCCUCAAUGAAGCGGAGACCCUGUUUUGGUCCGACAUUCGCGACUUCACUGUGGCCGAUGUUCAAGCCUUGAAGAAGCGCCGCGUCGACCGUGCUGCAUCAACCGUGGAACAGAUGACCGAAAGGGACUGA
Messenger RNA from Cladocopium goreaui, 1893 nucleotides. The record is from the annotation of a GenBank genome assembly. Lineage: Eukaryota; Dinophyceae; Suessiales; Symbiodiniaceae.